This is a messenger RNA of Trypanosoma brucei brucei TREU927, 345 nucleotides long. Its product is annotated as 60S ribosomal protein L30. Gene Ontology annotation, cellular component: cytosolic large ribosomal subunit. The coding region runs from base 1 to 345 and encodes 114 amino acids. Gene Ontology annotation, molecular function: structural constituent of ribosome; RNA binding. The record is from RefSeq and is a predicted model, not a curated record. Lineage: Eukaryota; Euglenozoa; Kinetoplastea; Trypanosomatida; Trypanosomatidae. The transcript has a single exon.
AUGGCAGCCUCCCUUUCCAGUAGCACAAUGGCGAAGAAGGUCAAGUCGAAGGUGGACACCAUCAACACCAAGAUCCAACUGGUGAUGAAAUCCGGCAAAUACGUUCUCGGGACGCAGCAGUCACUCAAGACACUUCGUCAGGGCCGCAGCAAACUCGUCGUCAUUUCCGCGAACUGCCCGCCGAUUCGCAAGGCGGAGAUUGAGUACUACUGCACUUUAAGCAAGACGCCAAUUCACCACUACAGCGGCAACAACCUUGACCUUGGAACGGCAUGCGGAAGGCAUUUCCGUGCUUGCGUACUUUCCAUUACGGAUGUUGGUGACUCUGACAUCACUUCUGCAUAA